CCGGCUAGUUGCGGGGCCGCCCGGAUGGCGGGCGGCGCGGGCUGGGCGGGCGCCCCCGCCGCUCUGCUGCGCUCGGUGCGCCGCCUGCGCCAGGUGUUCGAGGUGUGCGGCCGCGACCCCGACGGCUUCCUGCGCGUGGAUCGCGUCGCGGCGCUCGGCCUGCGUUUCGGGCAGGGCGAGGAGGUGGAAAAACUUGUGAAAUAUUUGGAUCCCAAUGAUCUGGGAAGAAUCAAUUUCAAGGACUUUUGCCGGGGGGUGUUCGCCAUGAAAGGGUGCGAGGCGCUGCUGAAGGACGUGCUGUCCGUGGAGAGCGCGGGGACGCUGCCCUGCGCACCGGAGAUCCCAGAAGUGGAGCAGGGCAGCAAGGUGCCAGGUUCCACCUUUGCUGAUGGUGAGCUCCUCCCCAGGGAGCCUGGCUUCUUUCCUGAGGAUGAGGAGGAGGCGAUGACGUUGGCCCCGCCCGAGGGCCCCCCAGAGUCAGACAUGGACAGCCCCAUGGAGAGCACCCAGAGCCUGGAUGGGUCAGUCGGGAGUCCCACUGAGGAGAAGGACGGGGGCCUCAGGGGCCUGUUCCUGCCAGAGGACAAGUCCCUGGUCCACACUCCAUCCAUGACGACAUCAGACCUGUCCACACACUCCACCACCUCGCUCAUCAGCAACGAGGAGCAGUUUGAAGACUACGGGGAGGGGGAUGACGUGGACUGUGCCCCCAGCAGCCCCUGCCCCGACGAUGAGACCAGGACCAACGUCUACUCGGACCUGGGGUCUUCGGUGUCUUCCAGUGCGGGGCAGACACCUAGGAAGAUGCGACAUACGUACAACAGUGAAUUGCUGGAUGUUUACUGCUCUCAGUGCUGCAAGAAAAUCAACCUGCUGAAUGACUUGGAAGCCCGAUUGAAAAACCUGAAGGCCAACAGCCCCAACCGAAAGAUCUCAAGCACAGCCUUCGGACGGCAGCUUCUGCACAGCAGCAACUUCAGCAGCAGUAAUGGCAGCACAGAGGACCUAUUCCGGGACAGCAUUGACUCCUGUGACAAUGACAUCACGGAGAAGGUCAGCUUCCUAGAAAAAAAGGUGACAGAACUGGAGAAUGACAGCCUGACAAAUGGGGACCUGAAGAGCAAGCUGAAGCAGGAGAACACCCAGCUGGUCCACAGGGUGCACGAGCUGGAGGAGAUGGUGAAGGAUCAGGAGACCACGGCCGAGCAGGCCCUGGAGGAGGAGGCCCGGCGCCACCGUGAGACCUACGGCAAGCUGGAGAGGGAGAAGAGCACCGAGAUCGAGCUGCUGCACACGAGGGUACAGCAAUUAGAGGAAGAAAAUACGGAGCUUAGAACAACAGUGACUCGGCUCAAGUCGCAGACAGAGAAACUGGAUGAGGAGCGGCAGCGCAUGUCCGACCGGCUGGAGGACACCAGCCUGCGUCUCAAGGACGAGAUGGAUCUGUACAAGCGCAUGAUGGACAAGCUGCGGCAGAACCGCCUUGAGUUCCAAAAGGAGCGGGAGGCGACACAGGAGCUCAUCGAGGACUUGAGGAAAGAGCUGGAGCACCUGCAGAUGUACAAGCUGGACUGUGAGCGGCCAGGCAGGGGCCGUGGCUCAUCCUCUGGCCUGGGCGAGUUCAAUGCCAGGGCCCGUGAGGUGGAGCUGGAGCAUGAGGUCAAGCGGCUCAAGCAGGAGAAUCAUAAGCUGCGGGAUCAGAACGACGACCUGAAUGGACAGAUCUUGAGCCUCAGCCUCUACGAAGCAAAGAAUCUCUUUGCCACCCAGACCAAAGCUCAGUCUCUGGCUGCGGAAAUAGACACAGCCUCGCGCGAUGAGCUCAUGGAGGCCCUCAAGGAGCAGGAGGAGAUCAACUUCCGUCUGCGGCAGUACAUGGACAAGAUCAUUCUCGCCAUCCUGGACCACAACCCCUCCAUCCUGGAGAUCAAACACUGAGACGAGGGGGCUGGCUGCAGAGCAGCCUCAGGACCCUGGGACCAAGGGGCAGACUCUGCCUGAGGAUGCAGCCCCGGCCGGGCCGCACGCGCAUACUGUAAAUGUACCUCUGGCCGCCAUGUAAUGACUGAUGUGGACGUGGGGAGGCCGUGCACACAGCACGGGGUGAGCGUGGGGCCAUGGCUGGGUGACAUCUGCGCGGUGAGCUGUCCAUGCACUUUGUGGCCCCUUCACUGGGGGCAGAGGGUCCUGGAGGUGGGAGCAGACAGGGUCUGCUAUCAGAAGUUACUGUAAUAACAAGAACUGGAAGUUUGUGUUUCAGAUACUGGAUAAAAUGAUUCUACCUCUGGGGAUGAGGAUUAAGAAAUAGUCUAGGGAGACAGGCUCUUUCACCCCACUCCAUUCCACCCAGGACUGGGAGCAAAAUUAUGAUCUUUUCCAGGAGUUAGAAUGCCCAACAGCUGUGUCCUUGCCAACCUGUUUGGCCAACUUUUCAAGCCUAGGUGCUCUAGCAGAGAGAGGAGGAAGGGGCCCUCAGCAGCCCCCUCCCCAGCUGGCAGCCCCUGUGAUGCUUGUGCACAGUGUGUCCCAAGGACUUGGGCUUGCUGAGGAGCUAGCGCGGGGCGACCUUCCUUCUGCGAGUUCCCCGUAUGCUUUCCCAUCCCUGCUUACCUACCUCUCCCAUUCUGUUUUUAUUUUCUUUUUAAGACAAUGAAAAAAUGAGCAGCACUGACUUGGGUGUGAAAGGAAGGAGAAGGGAAGGGGACUGGGGGACGUGGUGGGGUCAAAGGCACAUGUUGGCAUCGGGCAGCCAAAGGCAGGACGUUCAGGGAGUAGCACGCUCGCAUCCACAUCCGUUUCCUUCCCUUGGCUACACUGGCAAAGAGAAGCGAGGAUGGACUGCCUCACAGCUUCUGCAGGCUGGAAUGGGCCUUGCUCACCAGUCCCGGUUCUCCCCACGGCCCGGUGACGGCAGGCCUCGGGUUUAGCUGUUCAGACCCGGAGCUCUGGGCUCGGCUCCACUUGGCUGGGUAGCGAGGCCCCCUGCUUUCCAACUUUUAGAAACACACCUGUGUUCGUUUCUCAGCCAGGAGGAGCAAAUGCUGUGCCGGUGGGAGAUACAGUUGGGGAUGUUACAGAGAAACCUUCGUCUUCCGUCCUCGUGACACACAUGGGAAUUCGCACUCUGGAUUUUUAAUACCAUCUUUUGUUCCAGGCGGCCGGGAGUAGAUGUGGUACUUUGAGUUGUCCAGUAUGUCUCAGUUUAUAUGGCUUGUGAUUCGUUUCCUUAAUCCAAAUAUAUAUAAACAUGUCCAGUCUUUAUUUUUCCCCCCUGCAGUUUGUCUUCUUCAGUAACUCUAGUGUAAAAGGGAAAGCGUGGGCAUGUUGGGGAAGGCAUGGAGGGGUGUACACAGAGAAAAGACGGGGUAAAGGGUGAAGAGGAGGGAUCUGGGAACUGGAGCGUGUUCCCUGUUGACAGAGGCAGGGCUGGGCCAGGACCAACCUUCAUUCCAUUCCAGUCAUCUUUUGCUUUUGUUGAAUUUCGUGAUUUCUUUUUUCCUUUUCUUUAAGCGUAUGUAUGGGAUUUGUUUCAUGCUGCACAUAAUGAGGCUGCAUUGGUCUGAUCCAGAACUUUGAGGUUACCCACACCAAGACAAAGGUGUCUUCUGGGAGUCUCUCAACCCCUUAGGACACUGGUCUCCUUGGGCUCCCCUGAGGAUCUGAGAAGUGGCAAUGGAAACAAGGCUUAAGGAGUAGGUCUCUUGAGAAUUUGCUAAUAAGAAGGAGUGGCCACGAAUUAAAGGAAAGAAGAGGGAUCUUGGCAUGGCUUUGGUCUGGAUUUUACAUGGAAAGGAGCCCUGCGGAGAGGCCAGCCAGAUCACAGUCGUGGUCUGUUGGGGGCUUGCAUUUUAUAUGUUACACUUUAUAUGCUCUUUAGCUGCAUAGAUGUGGGAUUCCAGAGAAGGCCUGAGUUACAUACAUAGGGUCACGCCACGGGAAGGAAUUUCUGCCAUGUGGAUGUAAAGCGGGUGGAAAAAGCUGUCCUCUUGCAGCGUUCUGCCGCCUCCUCCCUGAAGGGGGCGCCACAGGAACGACACCCGGAGGAAGCACUGAGUCUGAAAGGCCCCUCUGGACCUGGGGCCUCUGCUCGGGGUCUCUGGAAGAGAGCUAACUUUCAAGUGAGACUGCAUUGCAUGUAACACACACCUCAAAUUAAAUUCAACCUUCUGACUCCUUCAGUCAGAAUACAUCGUAUAAAACCUAGUCUGUCAAACUGACUUUAAGAUCAUGUACCUUUUUAAAAGUGCUCUACUGUUCUUGAAAGCUAGCCUGAAAAGAGCAGCUGCCUCAGGGUCCCAGCCUUCCCGCCCCUGGGCAGGUAGGUUCCAGAGCUGUAUUAACAACGGAUAAUGGGUAGAGGUGGGGCAGACCCUGCCCUCUUCCUGUGUUUUCUCCUCUGUUUGUUUUCCGGUGGAGAGUUCUGCUCUUAUCUCUGAGUACUGGGACUGCUAAAUAGUAUACAGGAUGCCCGGUUAAAUUUGAAUUUCAGGUAAACAACAAAUAAAUUUUAGUAGAAGUAUGUUCGGUGCAAAACUUGAGACAUAUUUAAAACGGUUCUGAUUUCAUUAGUGUAGGUGUGGCCCAGACAUUGGAAUGUUUAAAGAAUUCCCCAGGUGAUCGUAAUUUAACUGGGUGUUCUGUGUGCAUUUUGUUUUUGUUUUUUGCUAAACCUGGCAACUCUACCAAAUAGGGAUUAGCAGUAGCUUGUCAGAAGUUUAGAGGUGUUUGAGGGGUGGAGGGUGGGAAGGGGGUUCUGCAGCAGACUCACGCUUUACAUGGCACUGGGCUGUCCUUGGCAUUCAGUUGGAAGCCAAACAAAAUUUGUUGAACCAGCCAGUGAGUUUUAUAUACGGUAUCUAAUAGAAAAAGAAGCACUUUCUGGUUUAGCUAGGCCUUAGUCUGUGGGAAGGUAUAAAAAUAAAGUUCUAGUGAAAAAACUUUUUUUAACUUUGUAUUGGCCAUAAUUCAACAACUUAUUUUAUUUUAAACGUGUAGAUUCUUUGCGAAUUGUAAGAGGGAAAUUCCUUUCGCUUGACUUUAUUUCUGACCUGUUAAAAACAACAGAGCUCGAGAACCUUCCAAAGCACUUGGACCUGAAACAGUGGUUCUCAGCUCUGGCUGUGCCUGGAAAUCACCUGGGGAGAUUUAAAAACUGCUGACUGGGCUGUCACACCCCUCUCCCCGCAUUGAGAUUUAAUUAGUGUGGUGUGGCCCAGGCUUCUAGAUGUUUCCAGAGCUCCCUGGGUGAUGCUAAUUUGCAGCCCAAGUUUGAGCCUUCUCCCCUCCCACCCCACUCCCCGUCCUAGAAGGUUGCCGGCCAGAGUUAGUGAAAACGGGUGGAAACGGUUGUUGGGCUUAUUAAUCCAGGUGCUGGAUAACAGCAAGUUCUGCUAGGAUGUCUUUUCCUGUUAUGAUGCUGGAUGGUAAGAAGUUGGCAGAUCCUUCACCCCCAUGAGCGGAUGGAUCCAACUGUUGUCACCAGCCUCGAGGUUAGCAAACGAGUGGGCAGGUCUGCCUUGUGCCCGUGGAGUCCGUGGCUGGCACGUGUUGGGAUAUAUCAGCCAAGGGCCUAUUCCAAAGUUAGGGAUGUUAUAGAACAGAAAGAGUUCGUCCAGAGCUGGCACUAGCAGAGCCAAACACUAAACACCGAGAAAUGCAGUGGUGAAAUAGUGACUAUUUUAUUCGUGAAUGGCGCUAUCCAGGAGUACGGGAAGCUAAUGCUCAAAAGCCCUAUGGCGUGUAAGUUAGAGAUUCUAUAGGGCAAAAAUCACAAGACAUUGUGGGUUAGGGGUUCAGGGUCAUGAUAGGAGCUGAUUGAUCGGAGGUGAGGUAAGGGUAAUCAUUUUUUUCAGGUCUUAAGGACAGCUCUGAGGUCUGUCCCUGUGUCCCUCUGUCCAUCUCAUGGGAAAGUAGCCAGGGGGUCAUUCCACCUUAAGGCUCAGAAAUUGAAACUUAACUUAGGUCAAGAUGUUAUCUUUAGCCUGCCAGAGGGCCAGAACAUGUGACCAUUAGUCAGGUCCGGGCUACUGUCUUCUGCCUUGGGGGUUGCUAGUUACCAGGUGAAAGGCUAGAUCUCUGGGGGCAUGAGGGGUAGGUUGGGGGGGUGAUUUCUAGAGCUAGGAUUUAAAAGUAAAUUUAGUCGAAGUCAUAAGGACCCUCGGUUUCAGGGGUAGGGCGCUGACAAGUAAGGCUGGCCCCCUGAAAUCAGCCUAAUAAACAGCAGUCACCUACUCACACAGCUGAGCAGGAGGGGACACUGGUUUUUGGGAUUUGCCUCUGAUCUGUUGUUUGGGCGAGUCUGAUUCCUGGCCCAGCCCGGUCCCGGUGGUCAGGAGGGCACAGUGGAAGCUCUUCUAUUCCAGAGACGGACUAGGAACUGGCAAAGGCCUACGGGGCAAGUGGGGCCUAUGGAUUGGGGAGAAACGACCCCUCUUUUUGUGCUCUGUUGGGUAUGUGUGUUUAAUGCAUUAGCAAAUUUAAACCUAAAAGCUAACUUUAGAUGUGACUGACUGGGAAGGUUUGGGAUGGCACCAUGCCCAGGAAACCAUGCCCAACUUUGUUGUCCUGGCAGAUCGAUAGCAACCGUUUUAAAGGGCUGAGGUAGGUUUUAGAUGGAGAAGAAGGGCCAUUCAGGGCUGGCAUCCUCCCAGCACUUCCUCCUUUGGGACUAGGGCAGCCCCUCUAGGGUGAUGCUUCGGGCACGUGAGACUGAGGCUUGUCUGUUGAGAGGCCUGAAGUUAGAGGGGCCAUGUGACUUGGAGCAAGUCCCUUCCCUCCGCUGACCUUGGAGACCUCCAGGUCCUGCCUUCCUGCUCUGUCUGAGUGUGUGCAUGGAAGGGCAGGGAAGAGGAUUGGCCAGGGUCACGGGCUUCCCUACCUGCAUCAGGACCACUCUGAGGCCCUUCCGCCACACUCCACUGUCUACCUGGGAAAAUAGACCGCUUUCUAGAAAGGCUUGUAGUGUAGACCCUGGCAAGACGUGAUGCCACAUGACGUUGGCACUCCGACUCGGUGCUUCUCUUUCCCUUGUGACUAAUGCAGGGAGCCACCGGGAAGGGCUGACUGGCAAUGGCAUCCCAGGGCCACCCCUGCCGAAUCUAAGUGCUGUUGUCCUGGGAGACCGUUCCUCCUGCAGGGACCCCCUGCUCUGCUCUGCUGCACAGGCUGUGUUUUGUCCGCAUGGUUUGGGGUCGUUGUCCGCGUGCCUUCUUCUUCCCUGUCGCCACUGUACAGGAUUUUCCAUGUUACCACUGCCCCCUUUUCUACAUCGUCUCGUUUAAUUAACCCGGCCCUUCCUGAGGCCUGUAAAUGUGUACAUAGUGUCCUACUUUGUGUCCACGUGCCUCUGCCAUGUACGAUCUGCUCCCGGCCAGAUCUCCCGGCACACUUACCCACAAGGCUCAGUUUCCGCUGCCCCUUCGCUCACUCAGCCGUGCAGACAUGGUCACUUUGUGCGACAUUAUUCAUUAUGGUCCUAAGCUUGGGGAGGCUCAGACCCACUUAAUCCCUUGUGCAGCCUGCCGCUAGUUUGGAAGCCUUGCACACCAGAAAAGGGUGACAUUGUGUAAAGCAAUUUCUCCCACAAACCUCUUCCUGUGCUGAUGUGAGUAUGUGUAGAAAGCAGAGAGCGCACCUUUCUAAUCUGGGGCAUCAGCCCGGCAGGGAUGUCAUGGGUCUCCAACAGCUCCGUGGGCCCCUCGGAGGCUGCACCCCUGGCCCCAGAGGAAGCUGCAGCUGUGUGGCUCUCAGCACUUGGCAUUGGCUUGGGUUCAGGGCUACCGCCAUCUGGUGUCCAGAACAGCUUUGGACAAGUGGGCAGAAGGAAGAGGCUUCUUGCUGCCGCCCCUGCCUGCCAUUAACCACUGCCGAGCUCUUCCUCAUCUGCCGAAGGUGCUCAGACCCGGGUGCCGUUAAAUACCUGACUAACGUCAGGAUUGCCAUCAGACUGCGUUGCUGAAGACUCGCUCGCAGCCCUCUGGCUCCCUUGGUCCCAGUUCCUCCUGCUUUCUUGGCUGGGUAAGGGUUGGUGAGGUGGCUUUGACUCCCCGUGGGGUUCCACUUGAGCCUUUUGCCCCAGGAGCCUCCAUCUGGAAGCGGGCUUAGCUUUAGGGCUUCGGUGAGAUCUCCACCUCCAGGCCCCAAAGUGGGGAGAGAGGGGUGAGGCCCCAAGGCUGUGUCCCAGGGUCCUGAGCUCUCUGCCACCAGCCUGCUUCUAGCCAAAAAGGAGCAGGCGCUCAGAGGCAGGCUCCUUCGAGAACUCUAAUGUACAGAACAAGGUGUAAAUAAAUGGUUUGCUUUCCUUGCCUGA
Messenger RNA from Rhinolophus ferrumequinum (greater horseshoe bat), 8308 nucleotides. RefSeq names its product RAB11 family interacting protein 4 (gene RAB11FIP4). Gene Ontology annotation, cellular component: recycling endosome membrane; midbody; endocytic vesicle. Gene Ontology annotation, biological process: regulation of cytokinesis; endocytic recycling. Gene Ontology annotation, molecular function: calcium ion binding. The coding region runs from base 25 to 1938 and encodes 637 amino acids. NCBI's taxonomy places the organism in Eukaryota, Metazoa, Chordata, Mammalia, Chiroptera, Rhinolophidae. The transcript is spliced from 15 exons. The record is from RefSeq and is a predicted model, not a curated record.